Vigna umbellata (rice bean) is the source of this 1205-nucleotide messenger RNA. The record is from RefSeq and is a predicted model, not a curated record. Lineage: Eukaryota; Viridiplantae; Streptophyta; Magnoliopsida; Fabales; Fabaceae.
CUGAUUGAGUAUACUUGUCAUUGCUAGCACUGAAAUUCCCUUUCUGUGUUGUAAAUUUAGAAAUUAUUACAUAUUUGUUUCAAUUUAUCAUUUAAUGCAGUUCCUUAAACUACCAUGUAAAUUAUUUGUAUGUCCUUUCAUAUCUUUAGUAUUUUGUCCAUAGUUUUUACCUUAUCACUGAAUGAUAGUCAUGCAAUAUCUCUUGCAGUACAAGCUGGAUGUAGUGUUGACCCAGUUAAUUAUUUCGGAAAUGAGCAUGUCAGCUCCAUGAUUCAGCCUAAUAAACGCAGCAAGGAAAUGGAAGAUAUGUCAAAACAAAGACUUCAGAUUUCCUUAAAUUACAAUGUCAAUCAAAAGGAUGCUGAUCGAUUAGCAAGUAUUCAAAAUCCGAACCCUGUGUCAACAGGAUUGAGGCUUUCAUAUGACGAUGAUGAACAUAACUCAUCUGUUACUUCUGCUAGUGGCAGCAUGGCUGCCACACCGUCUAUCAUACUGUCUCUUGGUGAUAAUAUCAGAACUGAGCUUGAUAGGCAGCAAGAAGAGUUGGAUCAUUAUAUCAAACUUCAGAAGGAACAGUUGUCAAAGGGGGUGAGAGACAUGAAGCAAAAACACAUGACUGCUUUCAUCUCCUCCAUUGAGAAAGGUAUUAGUGCAAAGCUAAAGGAAAAAGAUGUGGAGAUAGAAAACAUGAACCGGAAAAACAGGGAGCUGGCAGAAAGAAUAAAGCAGGUGGCUAUUGAAGCACAGAGCUGGCAUUACAGAGCAAAGUACAAUGAGUCAGUUGUGAAUGCAUUAAGGAACAACCUACAGCAGGCAAUUUCACAAGGUGCUGAACAAGGGAAGGAAGGGUUUGGAGAUAGUGAAGUUGAUGAUGAUGCCUCGUAUAUAGAUCCUAAUAACUUCCUAAACAUACAGGGUGCGCCUAUAAACUCUACUCACAAGAGGUACCAAGAUGCAGAGAAUCUGACUUGCAGAGCUUGCAAGGCAAAGGCAGUUUCUAUGUUGUUGAUGCCUUGUAGGCACCUGUGCUUGUGUAAGGAUUGUGAGCAAUUUAUCAAUGUUUGUCCCGUUUGCCAAUUGAUAAAAACUGCAAGUGUUGAGGUGUAUCUGUCUUAACUUACAAAGUGUAAGUAUUUAAACAAGAACGGGAUAUAAGUCACUGUUUUCUUUGUGUGAUUUAUCUACCUAAAGUUCUUAAUGUUCAA